Vombatus ursinus (common wombat) is the source of this 6209-nucleotide messenger RNA. RefSeq names its product TBC1 domain family member 4 (gene TBC1D4). NCBI's taxonomy places the organism in Eukaryota, Metazoa, Chordata, Mammalia, Diprotodontia, Vombatidae. The transcript is spliced from 19 exons. Bases 279 to 4037 code for a protein of 1252 amino acids. The record is from RefSeq and is a predicted model, not a curated record.
CUGGUGACCGCCGAACCCUUCGCUUGGCCGGGGCGGCCAGCGGUACCUGGCACUGAGAAGCUGCCAGCUAACCGGGCUCGGUUACUCGGGGAGAGGACUCUACAGCUGCCUGAGUUUGGGACUGGGCUGUGACUUGGAGGGGUAGCCCCGGCCCGAAGGAGAAGUGCGGGCGCGGGUUGGCGUAGUUUCACCCGCGGCGGCCCCUUCUCUUCACUCUCGCGUGGCGCGGCCGGGCUUGGCCAAAUCUCUCCCUGGAGUUCUUCUUCGGGGAAAGAGUUAUGGAAGCGCUGAGCUGCAUCCAGGACGAGCCUUUCGUCCACCCCCUAGGACCCGAGCCUGAGCCUCAGUCUGAGCUAGCUGCGGUUGCAGCAGCAGCUGCUGCAGGGGGGAGCCCGUCCCAGACCGGGCCGGGCAAGCCCGGGGAGAAGCGAUUCAGGCUCUGGUACGUGGGUUCUUCGUGCCUGGACCGGAGGACCACGCUGCCCAUGCUGCCCUGGCUGAUGGCGGAGAUCCGCCGUCGGAGCCAGAAGCCCGAGCCCGGCACUGCCCGCGAGGUGCUCCUGCUGCUGAGCUCACCAUACCUCCGCUGCGUUCCCGCCCCCUCGGGCGGCAGCGGGGGUACGGGGGGUAGUCCUUCAGCCCCCGGCCCACAGCCCAACCCGUCCGUAUUCAUCUUCGAGCACAAGGCGCAGCACAUCUCCCGCUUCAUUCACAACAGCCACGACCUUACCUACUUUGCCUACUUGAUCAAAGCCCAGCCCGAUAACCCCGAAUCCCAGAUGGCCUGUCACGUUUUUCGGGCCACCGACCCCAACCAGGUUCCUGAUGUUAUUAGCAGUAUAAGGCAAGUGUCUAAAGUAGCCCUGAAAGAAGAUGCCAAACCUAAUAAAGAUAAUGAGGAUGCCUUUUACAACUCUCAGAAGUUUGAAGUGCUUUAUUGUGGAAAGGUAACUGUGACCCAUAAGAAGGCCCCAUCGACUCUCAUUGAUGACUGCAUUGAAAAGUUCAGCCUACACGAACGUCAGCGUCUCCGGCUCCAGAGUGAGCAGCGCAGUUGUGAUUCUAGUAGUGACCUUGUGGUCCUUGACUCAGAAGCACCCAUUUCACCAGCAGAUGGUCAAUUUGAGGAACUUGAUGAAAUAACCUCUCCUGCCUCUGGCCUAACAAUGGUGGUAGGACAGACAAGUCUGUCUGGCUCUCGUGUCUGCUUCCCUGAAAGGAUUUUGGAAGAUUCUGGUUUUGAUGAACAGCAAGAAUUUCGGUCUCGAUGUAGCAGUGUGACUGCAGUUUCACAGAAGAAGGUGCAUGAUGGCACCCUAAAAGUACAACCACGAAGAAGACAUGCAAGUGCCCCUAGUCAUGUCCAACCCUCUGACUCAGAGAAGAAUAGAACGAUGUUGUUCCAGGUUGGGAGAUUUGAAAUUAAUCUAAUCAGCCCAGAUUCCAAGUCAGUUGUUCUUGAAAAGAAUUUUAAAGAUAUAUCUUCUUGUUCUCAGGGUAUAAAGCAUGUUGAUCACUUUGGAUUUAUCUGUCGGGAAUCUCAAGAACCUGGGUUGAAUCAGUAUAUUUGUUAUGUGUUCCAGUGUGCAAGUGAAUCUUUGGUGGAUGAGAUAAUGCUUACCCUGAAACAAGCCUUCACCACAGCGGCUGCCCUUCAGAGUGCCAAAACCCAGAUUAAGUUGUGUGAGGCCUGUCCAAUGCACUCUUUGCACAAACUCUGUGAAAGAAUUGAAGGCCUUUAUCCACCAAGAGCCAAACUAGUAAUACAGAGACAUCUCUCAUCAUUGACGGAUAACGAACAGGCUGACAUUUUUGAACGUGUUCAGAAAAUGAAACCCGUAAAUGACCAAGAAGAAAAUGAACUUGUAAUUUUGCAUUUGAGGCAGUUAUGUGAAACUAAACAAAAGACCCAUAUUCAUAUUGGAGAAACUCAGUCGACACUUUCUAAUAAUACAGUUCCUGAAAAUGUGGGCAGCAGUGGCAGGUUCAAACUUGACAUUUUGAAAAACAAAGCUAAGAGAUCCUUGACCAGUUCUCUGGAAAAUAUCUUCUCAAGGGGAGCUAACAGAAUGAGAGGCCGUCUAGGAAGCAUGGACAGCUUUGAAAGGUCCAACAGUGUUGCUUCAGAGAAGGACUGUUCACCGGGUGACUCUCCACCAGGCACCCCGCCAGCCUCCCCACUGUACUCAACCUGGCAGACGUUCCCUGAAGAGGACUCAGACUCCCCUCAGUUUCGAAGGCGGGCACACACAUUCAGCCAUCCCCCCUCAAGUACAAAGAGAAAGAUCGCCUUACAGGAUGGGCGAUCUCAUGGCGUUCGGUCUCCUCUCCUGAGACAGAAUUCCAUUGAGCAGUGCAGUGAUGGGGAAGGAAGGAAAAGGACUUCAUCUAUCUGUAGCAGUGACUCCUUAAAUGCUGGAGGGAUUCCUGUCACUCCUCGACGUGUCUCUUGGAGGCAGCGCAUUUUCCUUCGAGUUGCUUCACCUAUGAAUAAAUCUCCCUCAGCAAUGCAGCAUCAAGAUGGACUUGACAGAAACGAGCUGCUGCCUUUGUCUCCUCUUGCUCCAACUAUGGAAGAAGACCCUCUUGUCUUGUUCUUGCCUGGUGAGGAUGAAUCAGAGAAGGUUGACGGCAGAAGAAAAUCUGAAGAACUAAGGAGUUUGUGGAAAAAAGCUAUCCACCAACAAAUUUUAUUGCUUCGAAUGGAAAAAGAAAACCAGAAACUGGAAGCAAGCCGUGAUGAACUCCAGUCCAGAAAAGUUAAAUUAGACUAUGACGAAGUUGGUGUAUGCCAAAAGGAAACCUUACUGUCAUGGGAUAAGAAGUUAUUAAACUAUAGAACUAAAAUCAGAUGUGAUAUGGAAGAUAUUCAUAUUACUCUUAAAGAAGGGGUGCCUAAAAGUCGCCGAGGAGAAAUUUGGCAGUUUUUAGCUCUACAGUAUCGUCUGAGGCACCGAUUGCCAAGUAAACAACAACCUCCUGACAUUUCCUAUAAAGAGCUUUUGAAGCAGCUCACAGCUCAGCAACAUGCUAUCCUUGUAGAUUUAGGAAGGACCUUUCCCACUCAUCCUUACUUUUCUGUACAGCUGGGAUCUGGGCAGCUAUCCCUCUUUAACCUUUUGAAAGCAUAUUCUUUGCUGGAUAAAGAAGUGGGUUACUGCCAAGGGAUUAGUUUUGUGGCCGGAGUACUGCUUCUGCAUAUGAGUGAGGAGCAAGCUUUUGAAAUGCUCAAGUUCCUCAUGUAUGACCUCGGAUUCCGGAAACAGUACAGACCGGACAUGAUGUCAUUACAGAUUCAGAUGUAUCAGCUCUCAAGGCUCCUUCAUGACUAUCAUCGAGAUCUCUACAAUCACCUUGAAGAGAAUGAAAUCAGCCCCAGUCUUUAUGCUGCCCCCUGGUUCCUCACAUUGUUUGCCUCCCAAUUUCCACUAGGAUUUGUAGCCAGAGUUUUUGAUAUUAUUUUUCUUCAGGGAACUGAUGUUAUAUUUAAGGUGGCACUCAGUCUGCUAAACAGCCAAGAAACACUUAUAAUGGAAUGUGAAAAUUUUGAAAACAUAGUGGAAUUUCUUAAAAGCACAAUACCAGAUAUGAAUACAUCUGAAAUGGAGAAAAUAAUUACCCAGGUUUUUGAGAUGGAUAUUUCUAAGCAGCUUCAUGCAUAUGAGGUUGAGUACCACGUGCUACAAGAUGAACUGCAGGAGUCCUCCCCCCGUUCCUGUGAGGAGAGUGAGCCUCUGGAAAAGCUAGAGAAGGCUAAUAACCAGCUGAAGAGACAGAACAUGGAUUUAUUGGAAAAAUUACAGGUGGCUCAUGCUAAAAUCCAGAGUUUAGAAUCCAACCUUGAAAAUCUUUUGACUCAAGAGACCAAAAUGAAGUCCUUAAUCCGAUCCCUGGAACAGGAGAAAUUGACCUACCAAAAGACUGUGGAACAGAUCAGGAAGCGCUUGCCGGCAGAUGCCCUGGCUGACUGUGAGCUGCUGUUGAAGGAAGCGAAUUGUAACCCACAUAAUACAGCAGGAAUAGGAGAGAAGCCAUAGUUUAAGAAGUGCCGCCUCAGCAGGCAGUGAGGUUUGACACGCUGAAGAAAAGGCAGCAUGAGUGUGCUGCAGGACAGUCUCGGGAGACUCAGUGGAAUGGAAUCACCUGGAACUGGUUUGGAAUCUCCAGUAGCAUGAAGGGGGCCUUUAAUCCCAGUCUGCAAAUCCCAGACUACUAAAAGCACUCAUGCUGGGUUUUUUGUGGCUGUUACUGAUUGUGCACGUAGACGUGAAGGGAAAUUUAAAGAAAAAAUUCAUACUUUCAGAUAAGAUAAGUAGAUGUAUAUUUAGAGCAAAUUAACUUCACCAAGGGGAAGAAGAAGCAAGGCUUCCCUGUACACAUGUGAAACCUUUUUUGUCUUUGUAGUGAAAUAAAGAUGUAUCUUUAUAUAUUGAAUAAUACUUGAAGAAAUGAAUGUAUUUUUUUCUCCAAAGAACAGCAUGUUUCACUUUUUUUUGUUGAAAAUCUGUGGUAAAUGCAUAUGUGCCUGUCAUAAAUUCUACUGACUUGUUUAUGGGAGGAUUGUGACUGUGACUGAUAGUCACUUUCAUGUGACUUUUCAGGGAAUGUGGUACAUAUCCAUCCCUUCCUGUUAUGUGCCAUCUUUAGCAUGUUGCUUCCACAUGCAUGUUGACAAGAAGUAGGCAUCAUUUUUUAGCAGCGUGGCUAAAUAGAAUGCAAAAAUGUUUUGCCUGGAUUGCCCAAGGUAAGGGGAGGAGUUUGUAAUUAUGUGGUUAACUGGACCAAUGUUGACAGCCAAACUGGGUCAGUCAGGCCACAAAAUAGCAUCCAUUUUGGAACCUUAACUGUCUAGCCUGUCUACAUUUGUUACUCAAAGUAACCUAGUAAUUGUGAACUUCCCCUUUACUUGGUGCUAUGUAAACACAGCCAAUGACAAGGAUUUACUUUCUUCCUCUCCAAACACAUUUCAGAAUUUCAGUUUUUGUUCUAAUUGCUUUGAAGAAAGCCUGAGAAGAAGGAGACUCAGAUUUUCUCUGCCAGCAAUACUUGGCUUUCUGCAAGUGCCGUGUUGUAAUAAUAUGGCACUUCUCUUCGCAGUUGACAAAAUUAAAUAGAUUAUGAUUUUCUUCCUUUUUCCAUGUAAAAUUUAGCAAAACUGUGAACUGAAUUAGAACAGACUUCUUUUUAAAAUCUCUUAGUGGGGAAUGGAAAAUGUAGCCUCAUGCCCAUCCUAGGACUAAAUUGUAAAUUCUGACUCCCAACAUUUUAUCCACACACAUAUAAACUACUUAGAUCUUCAGCUGUACAGUAUGUAUGGGAGGAAAUUAGUCUUCUAUUACAAAUCCUGCCUCUCCCCACACAUACAUUUUUCCACAUAAAGAAUGAAUUCUUAAAUAGUAUCUACAAAAGGAGACUCAGUAAAGUAAAUGAUGAAGCAAUUUUUUGCUUUUCAGUAUUCCUGUUUUUUAAAGUACUUUUAUAUAAUUACUGACUCAUUGCCUCUCUUCAGUGAGUUUACCUUGCAAUGGACAAUAGAAUACUAAGAGAGAAAAGUGCUGAAACCCAACCACCUCUGAACCUUGUUUGUGUAUUAUUGUCAUGAAUCUGAUUACAGUAGUACCUGUGCUGUAAUACUGAUAUUGUUUGUUUUUGUGUUUCUGAAGAAAAAGUCUUAUUAAUAAAGUUAUGUAAAUUAAAGUUCUCUUUCAUUAGAUGGAAAGUCUAGGUACCUCAUGAAAUCUGGGUAAUCAACUGAUUGGUUCCUAUAGAAUAUUUUAUUGGAUCAGAAUUCCUUCUCUGGCAGUUGAGAGGUUUUCUUCCUAUCUUAAAUUUAAUAAAUGUGUUGAUAGACUACAUAUAUUUCUGUUUUGCCGUGGUACCAGGAUUUAUCUAAUGUGUAGACAUGGAGCAUCAUAUUUUGACUUGGCUGAGUUAUAACUAGGUAAGCUAAGGAGAAUGCUACUCUGUGGUUUUGUUUAAAAUGAAUUUUAGUCAAUAUGUCUAUAAAAGAGACAGCCCUUGGGAACCUGCAGUUAGUAGAGUGUUCAGAGAUUAAAGUGACUCAGAUAUUCUAUGAAAAUGAACAUUUUUUUUUCUCUUUGUGAUUUUUAGGUUGCACCAGUUGUGCUUUGCCCUUUGUUUUAUCCCCAUCAAGUUAAAUGUAGUGUCUGAUUGAUUUCCAAUAAAUGCAUUGCUGCAGUUUCUUUCCA